AUGCUGAUUGCUGCGUUCAUAGUCUUAAUAUACGCCAUCAAUGUCAGUGUUGUGGACAUGGAUGAACUUUGUGAGCCUAGAACUGGAGCUGUUGAUUGUGAGAUUGUCGGACCUGUUGCCAAUGAUUCUCUAAGUUUAUUCUCAAAAAACUGCACGACUCUCAGAGGUAAUCUAGUGAUGGAAAAGAUGACAGCACUUCCAGAAAAAAUCGAUGUACUUUCCAAUUUAUGGUUCAUUAAAGGCGCGAUAGUCAUCAGGAAUAAUGACUUUAAAGGAUCCAACUUUUCAUUCUUGAACAAUAUCCGAUGCAUCGAGAAUGAUAACGGUCCAGCAGUUGUACUCGAGGGAAAUUCCAAUCUUUUUACGCUAGGAUUGAGAAAAGUGAUAUAUAUUGCAGGAGAUGGAGAACCAGUUUUUUCUAUGAUUGGCGACAGUUAUCUGCAAUUGGCUCCAAAUCGAGAACUAAACCGAUUGAUAAAGGCUGCAAGUGCUGACGGCCACUUUCACGAGGGUUUAUUUUAUGUCACGGAAAGCAAUGAGGAUUAUGAGGAAAUAAUUUUCUUCGUAACAUUUGGUGCUACAUGCCUAAUCGUUGUUGCUUUCAUUCUAGUUGGACAGUUUGUUUUAAAAAUACAUAUUCCAAAAGGACGCGAAUCUAUUACGUCUCUUACAGCCAGAAGCUCAAUUUCUACUCCAUCUACCAGAUCUGCCACAAAUAGUUUGAUAUCAUCUAAAAGUAAACUUUAUUCACUACGCAUUCCUCCCGCAUCGAAAAGGGGUUCGAAGAAAGGAUGA
Molecule: messenger RNA, 795 nt
Organism: Necator americanus (New World hookworm)
Lineage: Eukaryota; Metazoa; Nematoda; Chromadorea; Rhabditida; Ancylostomatidae
Exons: 7
Coding region: 1-795 (264 amino acids)
Source: RefSeq, a predicted model, not a curated record